Molecule: messenger RNA, 1395 nt
Organism: Neopsephotus bourkii (Bourke's parrot)
Lineage: Eukaryota; Metazoa; Chordata; Aves; Psittaciformes; Psittacidae
Gene: CD8A
Product: CD8 subunit alpha
Exons: 3
Coding region: 377-1144 (255 amino acids)
Source: RefSeq, a predicted model, not a curated record
UAUGGGGUUGUGCAUCACCGUCACCGGGAUGGGCAAGUACAUCCCUGCCCCUGAAUCCAGGAAACUGGGCUAAAUGGUUAAAGGGAAUGUAAAAAGCAAACCAAAAAUGGUGGCUUUGAGGUUUGCUUGGUGGAGGUGAAGGCGGCACGGAUGGAUGGGUGGCUGCAGCAUCAUUUGUGCUGGGAAGGGAGCCCGGUUGGAGAAGUGGUUCUGGACAGGAGGGGGAAUGGGGAACAGGGGGAUUUAGCAGUCAGUGUUUUUAAGGAGUCCCUUUGGGUAAGCUGGGAAGGGGUAACAUCCCUGAGAAGGCAGCUGAAAGGCUUUAAGGGCAGCACCCACCUUUAAAGCCCGGGUGGCUGAUUGCUGAGCAGCCUCCAUGCACAAUCCCAGCAAGGACUCCACUAAAACCUUCAAGUCAUCCAGGCAGCAUGGUCCUCCCUUUGCGUUUGACCUCAUGGACAAGGAACGAGGUUUGUCCGGAGGAACAUGGCUCUUCCCAAGCGGUUCCCACAAGGGUUCCUCUCCCACAGGCUGCCCUGGGAUCCGUGGCCAGAGGUAUACAAUGAAGAUCCACAGCAUCACGCAGCCCCGGGUGGGACAGCGGCUGCUGCUGCAGUGUGUGAGCACCAACAUGGGCAGUGGCGUAUUCUGGGUCCACCAGCACAAGGCUGGGACCUUCCGCUUCAUUGUCUUCAUCUCUUCCGUUUCCCGCACCACCUUUGGGGGGAAUAUGAGGACAUCCAAACACUUUGAGGCGGGGAAAGACAGCAGGUUCUACUGGUUGGUGGUGAAGUCUUUCAUGCCACAGGACCAGGGGAACUAUUUCUGCCUCAUGAACACCAACCAAGCCCUUUACUUCAGCCCUGGCCAGCCCGUCUUCCUCCCAGUCACCACCACAGUGGCACCCAAAACCCUACCAUCACCCACCACCCCAGCACCCAACAUCACCGAAAGGGACCUCUGCCCGAAGACCCUGGAUUCAGAGACCAGCGAGGAGAAAGGGCUGGAUUUGCUAUGUGACAUCUUCAUCUGGGUUCCCAUGACAGUCGCCUGCUUCCUGCUCCUGCUCGCCCUGGCAGUCACCGUCAUGCUGUGCCAACGUAAGAGCCACCCAGAACCCUCUGUAGACAUCCCUUUAGCCUGAAACUGCAGCCCUGGCCUUCGGGGCUGCAGGGAUCUUCCAACGAUCCCCUUUACAUAGGCACCAGAUAGCCAGGACAGGCAGCCCUUGAGAAGGACCGCUGCUAAAAUCACUGCACUGUACUCAUCAGUAGGCUGAGGCUGAGAAAUAAGCAUCAAUUUAUAACCAUAGAAUCAUAGAGACUGGAGCAACAGGACAAGGGGUGAUGGGUUUAAACUAAAACAAAGGAAGUUCAGGUUAGAUAUAAGGAAGAA